Exophiala oligosperma is the source of this 1722-nucleotide messenger RNA. RefSeq lists its product as uncharacterized. Gene Ontology annotation, molecular function: D-lactate dehydrogenase (NAD+) activity; D-lactate dehydrogenase (cytochrome) activity; FAD binding. The transcript is spliced from 6 exons. Gene Ontology annotation, cellular component: mitochondrion. NCBI's taxonomy places the organism in Eukaryota, Fungi, Ascomycota, Eurotiomycetes, Chaetothyriales, Herpotrichiellaceae. Gene Ontology annotation, biological process: lactate catabolic process. Bases 1 to 1722 code for a protein of 573 amino acids. The record is from RefSeq and is a predicted model, not a curated record.
AUGGGUUCCGCCGAUGUUAAAUUCCCCGUUCGAUAUCAAGAUCCCGACUACCAAGAAAAUCACCGUGCCUUGUUUCUUGGAAAGCUUCUGAAACCUCUGGAGAGUGUCCUUCCUCCCGGAGUCAGCCAGCAGGACUUCAAUUCUGCCAUUGCAGAGUUUGAAAAGGUUGUUGGCAAAGACUAUGUCUUCACAGGCGCCUCGCUGGAGGAAUACGUUGAUCCUUACGAACUGUGGGAGAAUGAAGGCAAAAGACGUAUGCCAAGUGGUGCCGUAUGCCCUGCCUCAGAAGAGGAGCUGCGAGGUGUCCUGAGCGUCGCCAACAAGUACGGGGUCCCCGUAUGGACCUUUUCACGCGGCAAGAAUCUCGGGUAUGGUGGGCCUGCUCCCAGGCUCAACGGUUCUCUCGCCUUGGACCUGCAUCGGAUGAACAAGAUCAUUGAAGUCAACGACAAGUUCUCUUACGCGGUCGUCGAGCCCGGCGUCACAUUCACCGAUCUUCACGAUUACUGCACUAAACACAAGCUCCGAGUGUGGCCCAGUGUCCCGUCGUUGGGGUGGGGAAGUGUCGUUGGCAAUACGGUCGAUCGUGGAACAGGCUUCACACCAACAGCAACACAUCAUCAACACAUCUGUGGACUGGAAGUCAUGCUUGCUGAUGGAGACGUCGUGCGAACCGGCCAAUUUGCUAUUUCAAACUCACCAUCUUCCCACUUGUCGAAAUUCACAUUCGGCCCCUCGAUAGAAGGCCUUUUCCUUCAGAGCAAUCUUGCCAUUGUCACAAAGCUUGGAAUAUGGCUUCAUCCGCAACCACAGGCAUAUAUGUCGUGCUCCUUUGAUAUGCCCAACUUCGAAGAUGUUGAGACCAUUGUUGAGAUCUUUGGCGCGUUACGACGAGACGGGCUACUGCCGAACACCGUUUAUGUUUCUAACAUCGUGGAGUGGUUGGGAAUGACUGGAAAACGCGCCGAGCUGUAUCCCAAGGAAGGACCAAUCCCCAACUGGAGAUUGAAGGAGCUUCAAAAAGAGCUCGGAUUCGGAUACUGGAAUGUCAAGUUUGGUCUGUACGGAGCGAAAGAAGUUGUCCAGGCACAUUUCAACGAGCUAAAGAGGAUCAUUGGCAAAGCCGCGCCAGGCUCGGUGGAUCGGCUCCAGGGACAUAUUUUCUCAGGCGAGAAUGAUGAGCUCCUCGAAGCGACCUCGAUUCCUGACCCUCAUGGUGGCUUCUUCGUCGGAGUGCCGAGCUUGUGGAGUUUGCCCAUGGUCAAAUAUCGGUUGCCCACCGAUCGAGUCGGCAUCGGUGCCCACGCAGACUACUCACCAAUCAUUCCAUCCUCCGGCAAAACAGUGCUCGAAUGGGUGAAGACAGCACGGAAGGUUUGUGAAUCACAAGGCUUCGACCUGUUCUGUGACUUUUUCAUGCAUGAACGACAUGUCAUUUUUGUCAACAUGAUGGUUUUCGACAAGACCAAUCCCGACCAUAGGAAAUCGGUUGAUAUCAUCUUCCGAACCCUGUUGCAGGAGGGCCGAAAGCGUGGUUUCAGCAAGUACCGGUCACAUGUCAAUUAUAUGGAUCUUGUGGCCGAUUGCUACGACUUUAAUGAUCACGCAUACCGGAGAUUUGUCGAGAGACUGAAGGAUACUCUGGACCCCCAAGGAAUUUUGUCGCCUGGAAAACAGGGCAUCUGGCCUGCAAAGUACCGAAAUCAACGUGGAAAAAUGUAA